Molecule: messenger RNA, 574 nt
Organism: Mytilus trossulus (common blue mussel)
Lineage: Eukaryota; Metazoa; Mollusca; Bivalvia; Mytilida; Mytilidae
Exons: 6
Coding region: 113-574 (153 amino acids)
Source: RefSeq, a predicted model, not a curated record
UCUGAGAUCUUCCGAAUAGAAAUUUACGUCAGCGGAAACUAAAUCGAAAGUUGAAAAGUCGCACUACAAUCGCAGAAGUUCCUGUUGUCAGAAGUUUAAGACAAGUGUAAAGAUGUCGAUCCCGUAUUUUGUCAGUGUUAUAUUGAUAUUCUGUUUCACACUGUCGACCUUUCCUACCAGUAAUGGAGAACCUGUUAGCUGUGAAACGCAAAACCAAACAGCCUGCUGUAAAUAUGCAGAAUGUGCAUACAUCAACUGCACAAAUGUUACUGAAGUUACAACUUACCAUGAAGGUUGUCAUGCCAAAGUCAACUUAACUAAACUAGAAGGCGUUUGCAAGAAAGACACUGUUAAAACUAUUUGUUCAGGUCCAGAAGCAGUAGAUAAAUGCGGCUUAGUAAAAACUGAAACAGACUGUUGUAACACCACUGCCAAUGCUGGUUGUGCUUGGUUAGGAGCUUGUGCCAACAGCACAAUGAAACUUAACGCUUGCUACAAUGCCACUGAUUUACCAAAACGUUGUAAUAAUGAAUCCACAGAUUCAUGUAAGUUUGAUUUUAACCUCAUUUUUUAA